Mesocricetus auratus (golden hamster) is the source of this 1858-nucleotide messenger RNA. RefSeq names its product farnesyl-diphosphate farnesyltransferase 1 (gene Fdft1). Gene Ontology annotation, biological process: farnesyl diphosphate metabolic process; cholesterol biosynthetic process. Bases 122 to 1375 code for a protein of 417 amino acids. Gene Ontology annotation, molecular function: squalene synthase [NAD(P)H] activity. Gene Ontology annotation, cellular component: endoplasmic reticulum membrane. Lineage: Eukaryota; Metazoa; Chordata; Mammalia; Rodentia; Cricetidae. The transcript has 8 exons. The record is from RefSeq and is a predicted model, not a curated record.
GGAGGUGGGCGGGGCGUCCGGCGCUGGCCCCGCCUCCUCGUCCUGGCUGGUCCCCAAUAUCUAGACACUCGUGGGAGCUAGGGAUCCAGACAGGUGAGCCCUGCGUCCGGCAGCCGUCAGGAUGGAGUUCGUGAAGUGCCUAGGCCACCCGGAGGAGUUCUACAACCUGCUGCGAUUCCGCAUGGGAGGCCGGCGGAAUUUCAUAACCAAGAUGGACCAGGACUCGCUCAGCAGCAGUUUGAAGACCUGCUACAAGUAUCUGAAUCAGACCAGUCGCAGCUUCGCCGCCGUUAUCCAGGCGCUGGAUGGGGAAAUUCGCCAUGCAGUCUGUGUGUUUUAUCUGGUUCUCCGAGCUCUGGACACCGUGGAAGAUGACAUGAGCAUCAGUGUGGAGAAGAAGGUCCCGAUGCUGCGCAACUUUCACACUUUCCUCUAUGAGCCCGAGUGGCGGUUCACGGAGAGCACGCAGAAGGACCGGCAAGUGCUGGAGGACUUCCCCACGAUCUCCUUGGAGUUUAGAAAUCUGGCUGAGAAAUAUCAAACAGUGAUUGCUGACAUCUGCCAGAAAAUGGGUUGUGGGAUGGCGGAAUUUGUGGACAAGCAUGUGACCUCCAAACAGGACUGGGACAAGUAUUGUCACUACGUUGCUGGACUGGUAGGAAUUGGCCUUUCUCGUCUGUUCUCGACCUCAGAGUUUGAAGAUCCCUUAGUUGGUGAAGACACAGAGUGUGCCAACUCAAUGGGUCUAUUCCUGCAGAAAACAAAUAUCAUUCGCGAUUAUCUGGAGGACCAACAAGAAGGAAGAGCAUUUUGGCCUCAAGAGGUGUGGGGCAGAUACGUUAAGAAGCUAGAAGACUUUGCUAAGCCAGAAAACAUAGAUGUGGCCGUGCAGUGCUUGAAUGAACUCAUAACCAACACCCUGCACCACAUCCCCCACGUCAUCACCUACCUGUCAAGGCUCCGGAACCAAAGUGUGUUUAACUUCUGUGCCAUUCCACAGGUAAUGGCCAUCGCUACGCUGGCUGCCUGUUAUAACAAUCAGCAAGUUUUCAGAGGAGUAGUGAAGAUUCGGAAGGGACAAGCAGUUACCCUCAUGAUGGAUGCCACCAACAUGCCAGCCGUCAAAGCUAUCAUACACCAGUACAUAGAAGAGAUUUAUCACCGGAUCCCCAACUCGGACCCGUCUUCCAGCAAAACCAAGGAAGUCAUCUCCACCAUCAGGACACAGAGCCUUCCCAACUGUCAGCUCAUCUCCCGAAGCCACUACUCCCCCAUUUACCUGUCGUUUGUCAUGCUCUUGGCUGCUCUGAGCUGGCAGUACCUGAGCACCCUGACCCAGGUCACAGAAGACUAUGUGCAGACAGGAGAACACUGAUUUUAUUUGGCUGGAAGCCAACAUUCACAUGCAAAAUGGUUUGCAUUUUCCUCCAGGUGGAUUUUGACUUCCCUUUCGUUUUCCCUACUUUAAUCUCUUGGAGAACUGUGUGUGGGACCUUUAGAAACUGCAGAGGAAAAGUCGCCUUGCCCCCAGCAGCCUGGUGCUUGUUGGGUCUUGGUCUCUCUGCCUCUUGUAGCCAUUGGCAGCAUGCUCACUGCUGCACUUUAGAUGGUCACAAGCUCCUAGUGAACCUGGCUAGAGUGACAAUUGAACUUAUUUAAUUUGAAACAGCCUUUGAAUACCUGUCAUGACUUUUCCUUCCGUCUGGUUCCUGUUUUUCCCAUCAGUUUGACAGUGGAAGGCGCUAAUCGUCUUCACGCUAGGUGAUGUUGUCAUGCUCCCCAAGAGAGCAGGUGUGUCUUUCCCAAGGGGAGCUUGAGCAUCAUCAGUGCCUCCAGUAAAAGCUUUUGUAGCAUGUAA